Closterium sp. Yama58-4 is the source of this 669-nucleotide messenger RNA. NCBI's taxonomy places the organism in Eukaryota, Viridiplantae, Streptophyta, Zygnematophyceae, Desmidiales, Closteriaceae. The record is from the annotation of a GenBank genome assembly.
AUGAAGCAUCAUCCGCAUGCAAUCCCCACUACCUCGAUACAUUGCAUCCAUCACAUAAAUAAACUACAUAAACUUCAUAUAAGAGAGAAAGAGAGAGAGAGAAAACAACAACAACAACAACAACAACAACAACAACAACAACAACAACAACAACAACAACAACAACAACAACAACAACAACAACAACAACAACAACAACAACAACAACAACAACAACAACAACAACAACAACAACAACAACAACAACAACAACAACAACAACAACAACAACAACAACAACAACAACAACAACAACAACAACAACAACAACAACAACAACAACAACAACAACAACAACAACAACAACAACAACAACAACAACAACAACAACAACAACAACAACAACAACAACAACAACAACAACAACAACAACAACAACAACAACAACAACAACAACAACAACAACAACAACAACAACAACAACAACAACAACAACAACACCAACAACAACAACAAUUGCACCAACCGCAAUUCUCCAGCACCAUCACCAACACCAGCAACGGCAGUAAUAGCACCAGCAGCAACAAUCUCAGCAACAGCAGCACCAACAACACCAACAUUACCAACAGCAGCAGCAGCAACAACAAAAGCAUCAGCGAUAGCAGCAGCAGAAGUAUCAACAGCAAUUGA